Colletotrichum godetiae is the source of this 1846-nucleotide messenger RNA. RefSeq lists its product as uncharacterized. The record is from RefSeq and is a predicted model, not a curated record. NCBI's taxonomy places the organism in Eukaryota, Fungi, Ascomycota, Sordariomycetes, Glomerellales, Glomerellaceae. The coding region runs from base 164 to 1420 and encodes 418 amino acids. The transcript has a single exon.
CGGUCAACAGUUCGUUGGAUGUGAGACCCCAUCAAUACAUAUAAUUGAUUGUCGGUCGCUCACACAUUCAAAGUAAAGUAAUUACCUUAGUCAAAUAGCGCUUUUAUUCUGGCACCAAGUCGUACGCACCCGCUGCCUCGCAAGCAAACCAGACUCAUUGACAAUGUCGGAUCAAGCCGAUGCUCCGGUCUUUGGCGCUUUCAGUUCGCUGCUGGGUUACGUUGGUGGACAAGCUGCCACCAGCGCAAUCUUCGAGAGGUUCCUUUGGCCUCAGCGGCAUUUCUCGUCGUUCUCCAUUUACGACAUGCCACGACUUGCAUGUUUGUACUCUAUGGCAGGCCCCAUUGGAUCCAUUGCUCUUGAUGUUAUCGACACUGCGUAUAAAAAUGGGCUCUUUAGCGGAGCUGUACAGGGCCACAUGCUUGGAACACACUUUUACCGCGACCUCGAAUGGACGUAUAUUCUACACUCUCGUGGAAGCGAACCCGAAAGGGAAUCGCAAAUUCGAAACUGUCUUUGGGUCCAGGCGUUACUCAACAUGCCCCUCCCAACUAUUAAAGAGCCUCCAAUUCGACAGCGCAAUGACACCGAGAGUUGCAAAGUCCCCCUUGAGGAAACGACGAAACCAGUGCGCGCUAGAGUCGCUGUGAGCCAUUUAGUGCUUUCCAAAGCUACAGAAGAAGACCUCGGCAACUCUAAAGCCCCUUUUAUUUCCGAAGAGAUCAAGCACGUUGACUUGCUGUGCUUGGUGGAGAUUAUCCUCACCGAGUGUGUGGGCAUCUGCAUUAUGAUCUGCGUCGCCGCAAUCACUGGCUCGCUAUGGAGUAUCAUCUUCGUUAUACCGCUCGUCCUUCGAUUGAUCAGCACUUUGUUCGCCCUUGAACGCGAGGGGUUGACCCCAUUCUCAGACACUGUCGACGAGGAACAGACGCGGGACUGGGAAAUCAGUUGUCCAGCAAUCGAAGGAAAAUUUAUGUUAAUCACCGGUCCGCCCUCCAUCGUCAACCAGUUCUUCCGACAUUACGGACAUCCAGUGCGAAAUCGAUUCCGUGAGGUCAUUCAGCUGGCAGUCGUAAUUGCUUUUGGGACUUACUUUCCAGUGGGUCUUCUUUGUCAAGUUACUUGGAUGCCCGUUUUUGUACAGUAUAUCUGGACAGUCUGGCAAGUCUGGCAAGUCUUGGCUAUGCAUUUCGAUCGAUAUACCCAACGAGGGACAAGUCGUACGACCACAGAUGCCGCUAUUGCAGCGAAACUAUCCAAGAACUUUGAGAACAGUGACUCUGACCGAGUUUUCGGAAGCAGCAUCUUGUUUGGGCAGAGAAGAAAUGGGUCUGCCGUUGUGAAGGCUAGUCUGUCGUUGACGGUGGCGGAUAGCUAUGCAGACGGAAAGAAAGUCCUGAAAAGCGCGGUUCGGAAAUAGUUCAAGGAACUGUUUAGUCUGAAUUUUUUGCUGGUUGGCCGACUAGAAGAUACGAGCCCUGUAUGUUCCCACAAGAACAAUAUAAGCGUAAGAGACCGGCAGGUAAACAGGAGAUAGUUAGAUCUUCGCAUCAAGUGGAUCUAGUCUACAGGCUAAAAACCGAGAUCUUCAUCAUUCCAUCGUGCGGUCGCACGUGUUUUCUGUACCUAUCCUUUUUGAGUUACGAUUUGCAUGCAUCGUAAUGGUGCGAGAGACAAGACCUCUUGAUGUCUCUUACAGUGUCAACCUCAAAUAUUGCCGACGGUUGCCUGCUCAGAACACGGCCCAUAGCUAUACCAUGAGAGUGGCUGAAGUCUGGUGAACAGAAACCUCGAUUUUGUUCACACCUUUUCUACACCCCGCCAAUCUAGAAGAUAAAGAAAUGAG